Molecule: messenger RNA, 4581 nt
Organism: Aphis gossypii (cotton aphid)
Lineage: Eukaryota; Metazoa; Arthropoda; Insecta; Hemiptera; Aphididae
Product: zinc finger protein 98-like
Exons: 9
Coding region: 417-2612 (731 amino acids)
Cellular component (GO): nucleus
Source: RefSeq, a predicted model, not a curated record
UUUGACGAUGAAAAGGCGGCGACUCAAUUAGUUUAAUUGUUCGACAUUGGUUUACAAAAUGGCGGUGUGUUUAGCGAACGCGCGUACCAAGGGUACCGUAAAAUGUGUGGCGGUGAAUGUUGAGCUUUUCAGAAUUUGUGCUAACUGGCUAUUCGGUGGCCAGUGGUCGCGGAUAUCGAUAUCCGGAAAUUGAAUAUUGUCCCGCCGCCUGUAAAACGAUAUGAGUAUAGACUACGAUUUCUUCCAUUUAGCGCCGUUGAACAGAAACCGAUGAUGAAUGGCAAUCAUUUCGUUUUCGAAAACUCUACAUUCAUACGAAUAUACGAUUGUUGUGGGAUGACGAUAGGACACGGUUCUAAUUAAACCUUUUUAAGUUUACAUUUACAAAUUGUAUUUUACAAAUAUCUUCAAGUAAAAUGGCUUCUGCUUUAGAAGAAAGAGAAGAACUAAGUUCAAAAUGUUUUAUAUGCAAUGUUAAAAUUACUGCUCGUUCUUCAUACAAUAUAUAUUGUACCACUAUGCCUCAAAGAGAGGUGUUGUUAAUAGAUGUUAUGUCAAAAAUACUUAAAAAGGUUUUGAUCCCUUCUCAAAUGAGAAGCUCAUUAUUGUGUCGAAGAUGUUUUACACUUUUUGAUGAGUUGGAUCAGAUAUCUACACGUUUCCAAAAGCUUCAAACUGACAUUAUUAAACGUUACACUUCUACUUGUAACGAAUAUAAAGAUGAUAACUUUUCAAAUAUUAUGAAUAGUAUGAGUCCAUCAAAAAUUGAAGAACUUUCACACACUAAACAAGAAAAUGAUAAAAAAUCUUUUAAUGAUGAUGAUGAAAAUAACGAAAAAUCAUAUGUAGCUCUAAAUGAGAUUGUUGAAAACAUCAUAUGUAGUAUACAAGCUGAUGAAACUAUGGAUAAUGAUGAUGACCCUGAAAAGAUUGAAAUCAGUAAAGAGUGUACUUCUGAUACUUCAGAAGAUAAAAUUGUAGCAAUUAAUGAGGAGAUUACAAAACAUAUUGAUUCAGUAGAUGUCCCUUUAUCUGUUGAAGAACCAACCUGUGAAACAAAACCAAGAAAACAAAGUGUUGGUAAUAAUUACAAAUGUGAGCAAUGUGAUGAAUCUUUUUUACAAGCUUCAGAUUUAGAGAAUCAUUGUUCUGUUUGUAAUCAAAGCUUAUCAACCAAACAAGCAUUAAAUAAUCAUAUAUCCAAAGAGCAUAACACUUUGAAAAACGAGACAAUUAAUGAUCAAGUUGAUACAAUUUCUCCACCAAUUAAAACUGAAAACAAAACCUCUCUUAGUGAUACGGAUUCAAACAUAGUCAAUGAAGCUAGUGUUGAUUAUAUGAGUGAUGUUCCUGAAGGUGUGGUAAUUAGUGUUAAACCUGAAUUUUCUAUUGAUAAUAGUAUGUACUUGGAGGAAGUUGUACAAGAAGAAAAUGAAGAUGAUGAUUUUGAAUGGAAAGAAGAAGAACAACUUAACUAUAUUGAAGAAAAUAUUAUAGAAGAUAGUUCAAGUACAAUUGAUGAAACAAUAACUCCUUCAUCAGGAUCAGAAAAAUCUGAUAAAAAACAAAUUAAAAAAGGACGAAAAAAAAGGGGUAGCUCACGUUCUGGUGAACGGGCCUGUUUGCCAGCUAUACACUGUUGUGGACUUUGUGGUAAAAAAUGGAGAACAGUUACUGAAUUAAAAUCGCAUAUACAAUCCCACAGUUCUAUCAGACCUUAUGUUUGUGAGAUAUGUGGUCAAGCUUACAAAAUGAAAAAAGCUUUAGAUGUGCACAUUGGAAUGCACAAUGGUAUACAUCCUUUUACUUGUGAAUACUGUAAUAAGUCUUUUACACAAAAAGUUGGUCUACAAAAACAUAUUCCCAUUCAUACUGGAUACACACGGUUUCAAUGUGAUUUGUGUGGGAAGCGAUUUAUUCAUCAAAAAAGUUUUCACAUACAUACAAUGACUCAUACAGGUGAAAAACAUGUGAAGUGUUCUGAAUGUGGUUUAGCUGUUUUAUCUCAGUCACAUCUUAAGCGCCAUUUAAGAGUUCAUACUGGAGAACGACCGUAUGCUUGUCCAAUAUGUGGUAAACGUUUUGCUGAAAAGUAUAACAUGAAUGCUCAUGUGCAUAUCCAUGAGAAUAACACAGGAAAUGCACCAAGGAGAAAUAGAAAUCAUAUAUGCCAAUUAUGUGGUAUGAGUUAUGAUCGAAAACAUAAACUUGAAUAUCAUUUAGCUUCAGCACAUAAUAAAAUUGAUAGUAAAGUUUCUCAAGAUCAAGAAAUGGUGCAACUUCAACAACCAAAAAUUGAAUACUUUCAAGAAAAUUCCCAAGGUCAUCAAAUCAUCAAUGUAGAUAAUAAUGCUAUUGAACACAAUGGUAGCACUACAAUGAUAACAGUUAGUGGUGUCAAACUUCCAUUAUCCUUAGAUGGUACUCCAAUUAUGGUAACUACGAUGCCACAAGAACCCCAUACUACCAAUCUAGUACCACUCAACAUACCUGCAGGUUCUCUUAUCACUUAUAGGCCAUCAAACACAAAUGAUAAUAACGAUCAACAAAUGGUUGAUGGUUCUCAAAACUCUUACAUGCCACAAAAUCCUGUUACAAUACAAUUGUCUUAGAUAGUAAGUUUAUACGUAUAAUGAAGUUAAGGACUAUAACCUCGAAAAUCAUAAAAGACCCUCAGAUAUUACGUUUAUCUGUCAAACUCUGAAUCUAACAUUUUGUAUCGAAAUUGAAUUGUUGAUAGUAGUUUUAAGUAUCUAUUGACUACUUACAUUUCUUAAAUAUUUUAAGUUAUUUAUGUCUUAGUAAGUUAAGGUUUAUUAUUGUUCUGUGCACAACUCUUAUUCUUAUUAUUAAUAAAUAUUAAUAUGCAGCAAUUAAUUUUUUAACAAUUGCUAUAAGUUUGUUUUGACCAAUUAAUAGUUUAUUACUAUUACAAUUUAUUUGUGAAAAUGUAUGAAAUAGCAUGUUCUGUGAAUACCAUUGACGAUCAUUAAAAUCUAUGAAGUUAUGAUUAUAUGUUUAUAUUAGUAAAUAUAAAAACUUCUUUUCUUGAAUUAGUAAUUUUAAGUGUUUGUUCAUACAAACAAUUAUUUUAGUAAGCUUAAAAGUAAUUUUAUAAAUAUAGUUAUAUGCUACAAUAUUUUCAAUGAUUUUAACUGUAUCAUUUGUAUAAAAUAUAUCACUAAAAUUAUCUAAAAAAAAAAAAAAUGGAUUAUCCAAAAAUAAAAAAAACUGUAAUGAUCAAAAAUAAAAGUUUAAUUUAUGUUAAGCAAUUAUAACUUUUGACUAUACAUUUAAGUUUGAAAUAUUUAAUCUACAGCUACGAAUUACUAGUUUUUUAAAAAAUCAAAUCUCAUUUAAUAGGAUGUUAAGAACUAUAGAAAACAUAAUUUUUUUUUUAAUGUAGUUAAUGUAAUCUUCAUUAGACAUCACAGUUUUAAUUUUUUUUAAGUUAUUUUCUUUUUUAAUUCAUUUUAAUUUUAAUUUGUUGUUGAUACUUUCUUAAAAAUUUUAUUAUAUUAUUUUAUUUACGUGAUAUUUGAUUUAUACACAUUUUAGUCAAACUAAAAAUCUUGUUUUUAUUUCAUGAACAAUUUUAUGUUUAAUAAAUAAAACUUCAAUUUUAAGUAGGUGAUUAAAAAAUUGAUUUUUAUAAUUCAACUUAUUAUUAAAAAUUAUUAUGUUAAGAAACAUUCUUUGUAUUAAUUAAAAUUUAAAUCAUUAAACUUAUAGUUUUACAUUUUAUUACCUAUAGUAAUAAUCACAAAAAAAUAUUAUAAUAUAUAAUAGACAUUAUUUAAAAAAAGAAAGUUUCGAUUAAUGAAUCUAAUCUUACUAAAAUAUUGUAACAUAAUUAAUAGUUAUUUAUGUAUUAUUACAACAUAUCCUUUCUUUAAACAUAAAAAGACAACAUUUUAUAGUUGACUCAUGAUUUAUUAAAUUAAUUUCUUUUUAAAAUGUGGCCAUUUAUAAUUUAUUUUGUAUUUAUUAUUAAAAACAAAAAUGUUUGACUGAUUUUUUUAUUUAGAAAAUAAGUGAAAAAUUCACCUUUUAUUAUAAUGUUUUGCAUUUUUACUAUAUUAUUAGUCUGGUGAUUUUUUUUUUAUCAUUUGACUUAUUUAACAUGGUUUAUUGUUAUAAAUUUAAAAGAAAAAAUUUUUUUUAUAAAUUAUUUAUUUUCAUGUAAAAAAAACAAAAUUAAUUAUCUUCAAUAUAUUUUAUAUGUUUAUACAAAACCAAGAAUUCAGAUUAAAAAAAAUCUUCUUUUUUAAUAUUGUAUAGUACUUAUUACUUACCUUGUAAAUGUUGAUUGAGUGCCAUUGGGUAUUAAUGUGUUAGUUUAUAAUUUAAUAUUUGUAUGUUUUUAUUUAAAAUAUGCUUUAUAAUACCUUCUUUUUUUUUAAGCAAUUACUGAUUAUUUAUUUUAUAUAUUACUGUUAGAUUAUUAUUGAAGAUUAUUUAUAAUAAAGUGAUUUUUUAUUAAGUCAAUAAUAUUUUUACUAGAGUAUUAGAAUUUAAUUAUUAUAUGUGUAUUUUGCAAUUUUUUUAUUAAACAAUAUAUUUUGAUACUAAUUCUUAGUA